AAAAGGAAAAGGAGAGCCAUGGACCGGCCAAUGAGAAAGUCGUUCACUUAUUUACCGUGGCACCAAGCAAACUGAUCGUGAAACGUGCUCUGAAUUGUUCAUACUAGUUCAUACCGAACUCCUUUUUUCCUUCCUCUUCUUGUCCUUCUUCUUCAUUUUCUUCUUCCUAUUCCUCUUCCUUUUCCUCUUCCUCUUCCCCAUCCUAUUCUUUAAACUACUCCAUUCUCCUUUGGUGUUUUGAGCAAUUUCCAAAGUCUCUAAACCUUCUUCGAAAUUCUUCGAAAUGUUCAUAUGAUUCAUUCGAAAACUCUAGUUACUACUUUUAUUCGUUGUUCGAGAAAAUCAUCGUAUCAGAAUUUUCAAAGAGCAGAAAAUGAACAUCAUUCUGAUACUCUCAAUAAUUCUCAUCAUAUCUCGCGAGUGUGGUUUCCUAGUCGAUGGAUUUCGCAUUCUAGGCAUCUGUCCGAGUACGAGUUAUAGUCAUCAACAACCAUUCCAAGCACUGAUGAAGGCAUUGGCAACUCGUGGUCACAACGUUACCGUCAUUUCGACGAUACCAUUAAAGAAGAGUCUUCAAAAUUACGAGGACGUUGAUCUCUCAUUCACAUAUCGCAAAAGUGAUUGCACUGGACUUAGACAUAUGAACGCUUACGAGAUUCUAAGGAAAAAUAUGAAGGAAGCUAACGAUCUAUGCGUCGAGCAACUUUUCAGCAAACAAAUCAUGGAAUUAUUAACAAAAAACAAAACUUUCGAUGCAAUCAUAAUUGAACAAUUAUGGUAUCAUUGUUAUUAUUCUCUGGUUAAACAUUAUAACUAUCCAGUAUUAAUUGGAUUUUUAAGCGUUGGAAAUCUUCCAUACGUCAUGGAUUCGAUUGGAAAUCCGGACGAUCCAAUGUUAAAUCCCGAUAUGGCUUACCCCUUCACAAAUCGAAUGAGCAUGGACGAGAGAAUUUGGAACAUAUUAUACACGAGCUGGACCAGGUUCUAUUAUAGAUACUGGCAUUUGCCAAGAGCACAACGAAUAGCCAACAAGUUCGUACCGGAUACGCCGCUUUACGACAUAGAUAGAAACUUCAGUUUGAUUAUAUUAGGCAAUAAUCACGUCCUUGGUUAUCCAAAACCUUUAUUACCGAACGUGAUCGAAGUCCAUAGCCUCCAAAUCAAGGAACAAACUGAAUCCUUACCUAAGGAUAUUCGUGAAUUCCUGGAUGAUGCCAUAAACGGAGCCAUUUAUUUUUCUCUCGGUUCGAAUCUGCAAACUCACCAGCUACCCAAUGACCCUUUGACGGCAUUGUGCAACGCCUUGGGCUCGCUCAAGCAAAGAGUUCUAUGGAAACAUGCCGGAGACAUGGCUAUUCAGUCGAGCAACAUCAAAUUUGUGAAGUGGGUUCCACAGCAAGCGGUUCUUGCACAUCCAAAAGUGAUGGCCUACAUGAUGCAAGGUGGUCUACAGUCAUUGCAAGAAGCUAUACAUUAUUCCGUACCUCUGAUAGUCCUGCCUUUCUUUGGAGAUCAACAUUUCAACGCAAAAAAAAUUCUCGACGCUGGAAUUGGACUCACGUUGAACGUUGACACAAUGACGGAAGAAUUAAUCGUACGAACUAUCACAGAAGUCGUGGAGAAUAAAACAUAUAUACACAAUAUCAAACUGAUAUCGGCCAUUUUAAAGGAUGAACUAGUACGUCCAAUGGAGAGAGCAAUUUGGAACAUUGAACACGUUCUAAAGUUUCCUAAUUCUAAACACUUGCGCUAUCACGGUCGGGAUAUGUCAUGGAUCGAUUAUUAUUUGACAAUACUGGUGAUUUUUUUAAUUUUCACGAUUUUAAUAUUCAUCGGUUGUGCAUGCUUUAUUGUUCUAAGAAAAGCUGCAAAAAGUUAUUUGUAUCUUCAUAUGAAACGAUAUAAAUACAAAAAUGAAUAAAUGAUAAUUUAAAAA
Vespa mandarinia (Asian giant hornet) is the source of this 1936-nucleotide messenger RNA. RefSeq names its product UDP-glucosyltransferase 2. The record is from RefSeq and is a predicted model, not a curated record. Gene Ontology annotation, molecular function: UDP-glycosyltransferase activity. NCBI's taxonomy places the organism in Eukaryota, Metazoa, Arthropoda, Insecta, Hymenoptera, Vespidae.